Varroa destructor (honeybee mite) is the source of this 3401-nucleotide messenger RNA. RefSeq names its product kinesin-like protein KIF11. The record is from RefSeq and is a predicted model, not a curated record. Gene Ontology annotation, molecular function: plus-end-directed microtubule motor activity; ATP binding; microtubule binding. Gene Ontology annotation, biological process: spindle elongation; microtubule-based movement; mitotic spindle assembly. Lineage: Eukaryota; Metazoa; Arthropoda; Arachnida; Mesostigmata; Varroidae. Gene Ontology annotation, cellular component: nucleus; mitotic spindle; spindle microtubule.
UUGCGGGUCUCCAACAGGCGGGUGCGUUUAUCGUUUAUGAUAUGGAAUCUCGCGGGCAGGAAAGAAACAGUUUCAAAAUGUCAAAAAACAGUAUUCAAGGAGAAAAGAACCAGAACAUUAAAGUUUACGUACGAUGCCGCCCUGUGAACGAUCAGGAACGUAAGGCGCGGAGCCCCAUGUGCGUUGAUAUGCAUGAAUCGAGGCGUGCUGUUACAGUGAAAAGUCAUCAUGACAAGACAUUCACAUUCGAUGGGAUCUUUGGCAAGGAUUCAUCGCAGAUCGACGUCUACAAAACAGUUGUCCAGCCUCUUAUCUCUGAAGUUCUUCAAGGAUACAACUGUACUGUUUUCGCAUACGGCCAAACUGGAACAGGAAAGACCUAUACCAUGGAGGGAGUACGUUCAGAGCAGCUACUGUCCUGGCAACAUGAUCCUCAUGCCGGAAUCGUGCCCAGAGCACUCCAUCAGAUCUUCUCAGAGGCGGGUGACCCCGGUCUGACAAUAAUCAAGGUUUCAUUCCUUGAGCUAUACAACGAGGAGCUAUUCGAUCUUCUUGGCUCUGGUGACCACAACACAAAGCUAAAGAUCUUUGAGGAUUCUUCAGCAAAAGGAUCGGUUGUCGUACGUGGCCUCGAGGAGGCGAUCGUCCGCGAUCGGCAGGAAGUAUACGCGUUGAUGGAACGAGGCGCUUCAAGAAGGCAGGUUGCUGCCACGCUAAUGAACGCUUCUUCCUCGAGAUCGCAUACCAUCUUCACAAUAACCGUGAUUUCAAAAGAUACAACGGACAAUGGCGAGGGUCUCAUGCGCACAGGUAAGCUGAACCUCGUCGAUCUUGCUGGUAGCGAGAACAUUGGACGAUCGGGCGCACAGGACAAACGUGCCCGUGAAGCUGGCAAUAUCAACCAAUCCUUGCUGACUCUGGGACGUGUAAUUACCGCGUUGGUGGAAAGGACUCCGCACGUUCCCUACAGAGAGUCAAAGUUGACACGACUCUUACAAGAUUCACUUGGCGGUCGUACAAAGACCUCAAUUAUAGCAACGGUUUCGCCUGCUCAAGUAAAUAUUGAAGAGACUCUAUCGACGCUGGAAUAUGCAUUUCGUGCGAAGAACAUCACAAACCGUCCAGAGGUUAACCAGAAACUCUGCAAGGAAGUUGUACUUAAACAUAUGACUGAUGAAUUAGAACAACUUCGUCGAGAUCUUAUUGCCUGUCGUGAAAAGAACGGAUUUUACAUAGAUGAGACCAACUAUCGUGAGAUGCAGAACAGGCUCGAUCUUCAGUCCGAGGAACUCCAGAAAAAAGCGCAGGAUGCUAUUGAAAGUGCGGAACGUAUCGAUCUGUUAAAAACGCAGAUAAACGAAAUCAAUUAUCUCUUUGAAGAGGCGCAACACAAACUUGAGCAAAAAACUCAAGAGAUGCAUCGUGUUCAAAGCAGGUUGAAGGAGGUAAACUACAACUAUACAGGAGCCAAGGUCCUUGUCAAAGCGCACAAGAUUACUGAAGAGAAGCUCCAUGAAGACGCGACGAAGAUGAUGCAGUGUUUAAAGAUGGCAUCGACCGAUGCGAAACUCUUACACGACAAGGUGCAGCGACAAAAUGACAUUGCUAGACAUAACGCCAGUGUUGUGGAAAAACUUAUGGGUGUUCUUUCGUCGAGUCUGGAUUCAUCAUUGCGCGGUGUGGACAAUGCCUUCUCCUCGUUGUCUUCUGUUAGCGAUCUAGGAAAAGACGCGAUCCAAAGCUUAAUGGAGGAGGGACGCCUACUCAGGGAAACCGACUGUGUUGUAGGUCAUAUAGUGCGCACACAAGAGAAGCGCAGGGCCGAAUUUCUAGCAAACUUGAUUGAGAUUGAGAGGCGUGCGGGUGAUAUUUCUGCAGCUCUACCGAAGCAUAAAGACCAGCUAAUUAACAGUGUUGAUGAGGCUUAUAAUAAGAUAAAAGAAGCCAUUGCCGGACAUGUUGUAUCGGAGGUCCGAAAAAUUCGCAAACAAGCGGAGGACGGGAUUGAUAAUUUGGUAAAAAUGUUGAAUGAUUUGAAAUCGUCCGCGGAAUUAUUGCAGGAAACUGUUGGCAAAGAAAUGUUUCAACUGGACACUAGGACUACAGAAAUGGCUACGAGUACUCUAAAAGCUACAGCGAGUUCAAAAAAACUAAUAGUCGAGCGUUGUGAUCAGAUGGAAGAGUUUAUCCGUGAAAUGGACGCGCUUCGAUCGAAAAUGGUUUCCGCUGUCGGAGAUCUUCGUGCUUUGCCUUUUGUUCAAGAUGAGAUCAGUGCGACAGCUGAGAAUAUUUCCAAGGAGGUUUCUCGUAGAACUCAAACUAUAACGGGUGCAGUAUCUACCUAUAAGGAUAACGUAUCUAAAGAAUGCGACAGUGCUGCAAAGAAAACCCUGGCGCUUAAGGACGAUAUGACCGACAGUGAGAAUAAUUUGGAGAAAUCGGCGGUUGACUCUAUGAGUCAGCAUGGCACUGAUUUAAACAUGUGCACUAAGCAAAUGUGUCUAGCUUUCAGCAAGACCAUCGAGGGUGUUGACGACAUUAAGAAAAUGGUGGUCUCCGAAUCGAAGAAGGUCCAUGCCUCGGUCCCAUCUGAGCGACGAAGUGUAGUGGCUUUGUGCGAAAAGGUAGCCGACACAGCGAGUCAGGUUAAGACAACUGAGAAGAAACUCCGCGAACUUAAGGAGGAAGCUCUUAAGUCGCUUCGAGAGAAUGUAAAGAUGUGCAAGCCAACCGGGUUGACACCGAUGAAGCGAGUUUAUGAUGCGCCUCGAAAAAUAGCGAGCACUCAGCCAGCAGAUAUACUUUUAAACAGGCUACAAGCACGGUAUGAACAAGCAUCGCCCGAAGAACGUUGUCAGCUGGACGAAGGGCACAGUCUCCUGUUGGAUAUUUCCGCCUCUCCCGAAAUGCUCGCCCUCACAGAUGACAGUUUCAUAGAAAUCGACGAGCAGAACAAAGAAAACCAUGUCGGGUUCGAAUAAAGGAUCUAAUCGGGAGUGGCCUAAUAGCUGGCAUAGCUAAGACGAAGCGAUUCGGUUCGUCGGGAUUUAUCGGUUGUAAAUAUAAUGUACUAUACCAUUGCACGAUCGAACUAAUUAUAUUAUCUUGGUUUUUCUGUAAAUUUUCGUGUACUUAUUUCAAUUUCGGUUCUUGUGUUGUGCUUUCAUUAGAUAUAACAUUCAAAACAGGAUAUAAACAAUACUGUACCUUCUGAGUUCAGAGCUACGAAUAAUCUUGAUAAUAAUAAUAAUAAUCGUAACCAUGUUGAUUGAAAUAAUAUCCGAACACAAAAGAAAAAAAAACUAUUUUCUCAUGAGGCCAACAAAAUAAACUAGCUUCAACUUAUCGACGAGAUAUUUAACAAAAGAUUUUAUCUAUUACAUAUAAAUGCAAAUAAAUGU